AUGGACGACGUAUAUGAUUUGGAUACGAUAGAUGUGGAGCUUGAUGAGUAUUUUAAAAGGAAACCAAUUUUCCGAUGCAAAGAUGAAUUUCUGAACAUUCUCUGUGAAGAAGAUGAUGAUGCAAAUAAUGGUGCUCAACCUCAAAACAAUAAACAAGAAUCGGACUCAGAGUAUGUUCAAGGUAGUGAUGAAGAAGAUAUUGAUGAUGAUUUCGAGUAUUCCACCCACAACCCAAAGGUGAAAUGGAACUUAAAUGAAAUCAGUGCUCUAAAAGGUGGUAGGGGAGAUGGAGUCCCUAAAGCAGAAAAGGUGGUUGAAGAGGUAGUUGACAAUAAAGUCCCUCAUGCAAAUAUGGAGAAUGAAAUACCUCAUGCAAACGUGGAGUAUGCAGAAUCUCAGGCUAAUAAGAAUGAAAGAUUGAUGGAUCAUGAAAUACGUCAUCCAAGUGUGGAUAAUAAAGUCUCUCAAAUAAAGAGUGACAUCUUGAACCUGAGAGCCUCAAAGUAUAGUUCUGAAGAUAUCAUGGAUUAA
Messenger RNA from Lactuca virosa, 531 nucleotides. The record is from the annotation of a GenBank genome assembly. Lineage: Eukaryota; Viridiplantae; Streptophyta; Magnoliopsida; Asterales; Asteraceae.